AUGUGUGUAGAGGUGGCUAGUAAUGGUGUUAGGCACUCGGCAGAGACUGUCGCUGCUAUCUCAACUUUGAACGCUGGGUACGCGUGGAUGGGACUCAACGUCUUCUGCACUGCCUCACACGUCCUGGGCACGCGCAAGUUCAUCACCUCACUGAACUUCAAGGACUGGGACACCAUAUUCUAUAACAACAUGCUUUCCCUCCCUAUCAUGAUCAUCUGCUCCCUGUUUACCGAAGACUGGUCUUCGGCCAACCUGGCUAAGAACUUCCCUGCCGAGUCACGCACCAACCUCAUGAUUGGCAUGGUCUAUUCUGGCGUAGGUGCCAUCUUCAUCUCGUACUCGUCUGCCUGGUUCAUUCGCAAGACUUCGUCGACUACGUACUCUUUCGUUGGUUAUCUGAACAAGCUCCCGCUCGCCAUCAGCGGCAUCGUCUUUUUCCAUGCACCCGUUACGUUUGGUGGUGUCUUGGAUAUCCUCCUAGGGUUCUUUAGCGGCCUUACCUACGGUUAUGGCAAGAUGAAGCAGAGCGAGCAGUCCAAGCAGGUCCUCCCCACCUUCCAACCGACUAUGAGCGGCAGCUCUCAAAGCCAGAAUGAUACAUACAAACCAUAA
Messenger RNA from Penicillium atrosanguineum, 612 nucleotides. RefSeq lists its product as uncharacterized. Gene Ontology annotation, cellular component: Golgi apparatus. The record is from RefSeq and is a predicted model, not a curated record. The transcript has 2 exons. Lineage: Eukaryota; Fungi; Ascomycota; Eurotiomycetes; Eurotiales; Aspergillaceae. The coding region runs from base 1 to 612 and encodes 203 amino acids. Gene Ontology annotation, molecular function: antiporter activity; GDP-mannose transmembrane transporter activity.